AUGAGUACGAUACUGGAAAAAAUUGCCCAAAUCGAGUCUGAGAUGGCUCGAACCCAGCGUAACAAGGCAACGGCUGGGCAUUUGGGAUUGUUGAAGGCACGGUUGGCUAAGUUGCGACGAGAGCUCAUCAGUCCGAAGGGUGGCGGCGGUGCAUCGGAACAGGGAUUCGAAGUUUCCAAAACCGGUGACGCCCGGGUUGGUUUCGUUGGGUUUCCCUCGGUCGGAAAAUCGACCCUUUUAUCCAAUUUGGCCGGUGUGUACUCUGAGGUGGCCGCAUACGAGUUCACAACGCUCACAACCGUACCGGGCUGUAUCAAGUACAAGGGCGCUAAGAUACAGCUGCUCGAUUUGCCCGGUAUUAUCGAAGGUGCGAAGGAUGGCAAGGGUCGUGGUCGGCAGGUGAUAGCGGUCGCACGUACCUGUAACCUUAUCUUCAUGGUGCUGGACGUACUGAAACCGUUGACACAUAAGAAGCUGCUCGAGCAUGAGUUGGAAGGAUUCGGUCUGCGACUGAACAAGCAGCCACCGAACAUUUCCUUCCGCAGGAAGGAUAAGGGCGGAGUGAAUUUGAAUGCAACUGCCGCACAGUCGGAGCUGGACCUUGACACGGUGAAGACAAUUCUCGGCGAGUACAAGAUACACAAUGCGGACAUUACACUGAAGUACGAUGCCACGGCCGACGACCUGAUCGAUGUGAUUGAGGGCAACCGGAUUUAUAUUCCUUGUAUCUAUCUGCUGAACAAAAUCGAUCAAAUCUCGAUCGAAGAGCUGGACGUUAUCUAUAAAAUUCCGCAUUGUGUUCCGAUUUCCGCCCAUCAUCACUGGAACUUUGACGAUUUGCUUGAAAUGAUGUGGCAAUAUCUGAAGCUGGUGCGAAUCUAUACUAAACCGAAGGGACAGCUGCCGGAUUAUAGUUCACCGAUCGUGCUGCACCACGAGCAUACGUCUGUGGAAAGUUUCUGUAACAAGCUUCAUCGAACAAUUGCAAAGGAAUUCAAAUAUGCGCUCGUGUGGGGAUCAUCAGUAAAACAUCAACCGCAAAAGGUCGGCAUCGAUCACGUGCUGAACGAUGAGGAUGUAGUACAGAUUGUGAAGAAGGUUUAA
Molecule: messenger RNA, 1104 nt
Organism: Anopheles marshallii
Lineage: Eukaryota; Metazoa; Arthropoda; Insecta; Diptera; Culicidae
Gene: 128up
Product: GTP-binding protein 128up
Exons: 4
Coding region: 1-1104 (367 amino acids)
Biological process (GO): cytoplasmic translation
Cellular component (GO): cytoplasm
Molecular function (GO): GTPase activity; GTP binding
Source: RefSeq, a predicted model, not a curated record